Molecule: messenger RNA, 776 nt
Organism: Nicotiana tabacum (common tobacco)
Lineage: Eukaryota; Viridiplantae; Streptophyta; Magnoliopsida; Solanales; Solanaceae
Source: RefSeq, a predicted model, not a curated record
UGCUUCCUCACUGUUCGAUGAAAUGCCUGACUAUAGUGGAGCGUUUCGGUAUAGUCUAAUCUCUGAGAAGGUGGUUGCUCAAUAUAUGUUACUUCAUUUUCCAUUUUAUCCCGGUUCAGUAACUGGACGUGUGUUUGACAGUAUAGAAAUUGUGUUUGAUAAUAGUCUUCAGUUGAAUCUUCCAUGUAUUACACCACUAUCAACAAUGGCAUUGGGAGAGAAAUCCAUGGUGUCUACUGCAGGCCAGCUGUUACACACAAUGUCCCAACCGUGCGACCAUUCCAGGAUGUUCCUCCAUGAGUUAUCCGUUGCCAAUAUCUUUACCCCUAUGGUUAAAUCUGAGUGGAAAAAUGGAAACUCAAGCCCUACGGACAAGUUAUUUGUUGAAAGCUUACAACGAAUUGACACCAAGUCGCCCUGGGGUGGUAUUGAGACUAUCGCGAACAGUGCAAUAAGAGCUUGUGCUAGUCAUACUGCUAUUUGCAUGAGCAAAGUUGAAGGAAAAUUAUGGGUCAGCGAAUUUAUACAGGAGCUUGACAUGGAAUUUGGCUGUAUGGUUUUCUAUACACUAUCGGAUUGGGUAACAUCAAUAAUAUUUUAUGGUUGUAAUAGAGCUACUGCUUCAUUUCCACCUGAUUUUAGACUACCCAAUUGCAAGUGGGUAGAUACUGGUCAAAGGGCUUCCCAGAUUGCUAGUUGAAGACAAAGCAAGAUUCACUUCUCAAAUCCUCAGUUUAUUUUUUCUUCAAUCUGAAUCUGAGAUCCAUCUGUUGAUA